AUGCCAGACAAAGACGCCACAACCCCUCGAGUCUUCCUCAUCCGCCACGGCGAAACAGAAUGGUCCAAAUCCGGCCAAUACACCGGCAGCACCGACAUCCCCCUCACACCCCACGGCGAACAACAAGUCAUCGCCACAGGCAAAAUGGUAUACGGACCAGGACGAUUGAUCGAUCCGAAGAAAGUCGCCAAAGUGCUGGUUUCGCCCAGGUCGAGGGCGGUGCGGACGUUUGAGCUGUUGACGGGGAGGAGCGAUGGGUAUGAGAUCGAGGAGGGGUUGAGGGAGUGGGAGUAUGGGCAGUACGAGGGAAUGAAGACGAACGAGAUCCGUGAACUACGAAAAUCUCACGGCUUGGACCAGGAUCGUCCGUGGGACAUCUGGCGCGAUGGCUGCGAAGGUGGGGAAUCCCCAACCGAACUAACCACCCGAAUCGACGCCCUCAUCACCCAGAUCCGCACUCUGCAAGCACCCCACAUGCACGACGACGCUCCCAAAGACGUCCUCGUCGUCGCUCACGGGCACUUGACGAGGGCGUUUGCGAAGCGCUGGUUGGGUUAUGAGAUGGCGUUUCCGUUGAGUUUGAUGAUGGAGCCGGGUGGGGUGGGCGUGUUGAGUUAUCAGCAUCAUAGUGUGGAGGAGCCGGCGCUGCUGUUGGGGAUUGGGUUUCCUUUGUGA
This is a messenger RNA of Zasmidium cellare ATCC 36951, 675 nucleotides long. RefSeq lists its product as uncharacterized. NCBI's taxonomy places the organism in Eukaryota, Fungi, Ascomycota, Dothideomycetes, Mycosphaerellales, Mycosphaerellaceae. The transcript has 4 exons. The record is from RefSeq and is a predicted model, not a curated record. Gene Ontology annotation, molecular function: sedoheptulose-bisphosphatase activity. Bases 1 to 675 code for a protein of 224 amino acids. Gene Ontology annotation, biological process: ribose phosphate biosynthetic process.